UUCCCUUUGUCCCCGCCCCUCCAACUACGCGCUUCACGACCGGAAGCGCCCUCAUAGUGACGUAAGCUUAAGCGGGGGCAUGCGCAGUCGGGGCCGGCCGGCCUGCCAGGGACAUGCAGCUACUCUUCAUCUGUUGACAUGGGCUGUUCAUUCUCUUUUGGUGAUGGUGCCUCUUCCAGGCACGGAAGAGAGAAUGAUGAGGACUUCCUAGACAGCAGAGACCGUGAGGAAGACAUCGCCAAGUUUCCAUAUGUUGAGUUCACAGGUCGAGACAGCAUCACCUGUCCAACUUGUCAAGGCACUGGCUGUAUUCCCACAGACCAGGUAAAUGAGUUGGUGGCUCUAAUACCAUACAGCGACCAGAGGCUACGUCCUCAGAGAACGAAGCUCUACGUAUUGCUGUCUGUGCUGCUCUGCCUCCUGGUCUCAGGGCUGGUUGUUUUCUUCCUGUUUCCACACUCAGUCCUUGUGGAGGAUGAGGGAAUCAAAGUGGUUCAAGUGUGGUUUGACCAGAAAAACUCCAUUGUCAUUCUUGCCAUCACGACCACCCUGAGGAUUAAGAACUCCAACUUCUAUUCAGUCGCAGUAACCAGCAUAGCCAGUCAGGUGCAGUACAUGAACACUGUGGUUGGAACCCAUCAGAUGACCAAUGUGUCUCGCAUCCAGCCGCUGAGUGACAAACUGGUGAAUUUCACUGUGAAAUCAGAGAUGGGUGGACCUUUCUCUUAUGUGUAUUUCUUUUGUACGUUAUCCAAGGUCAAGGUGCAUAACAUAGUGAUUUUCAUGAGAACAUCAGUGAAAAUCUCCUACAUCGGCCAUGUGACUCAGAGCUCCUUGGAAACCUAUCACUAUGUAGAUUGUGGUGCUAAUUCCACAACUGUCCAGGACUCGCGGCCUGUGUCCUCCCCACCUUCCCUAAACAGCCUAUCCAAAGAGGAGAGGAUGCUCUGAAGACACCUAAGUCAACUAGUACUGCUCUGGGGGAAGUGAUCAUGCGGGCGGACUUCCAUUGUGAAUUCUGUGCCUCUCCGCAGGAUCGCAAAGUAGCUUUUAAAUGGGAUUAGAGGUAUCGGUGCUGUCUGUGGCAAAAUUUGGAGUGAGCCGGAGGUGGCACUUCACAUUAACACACAGGCAACCUGGCUGCACUGCUUACCUCUGGGCAGCAGUUUGAGAUUGAGUCCACUGUGAGCCCGUCUGACCCACUCCACAAUGUGCUGGCUGCCCGCCCACUUAACGUGGUGCGGAUCAGAUAUUUAGCUGUUGCACUGAAGUGCUUAGAAUUCGUUCCAGAGGAAAUCAAGUGACCAAGGGCAUCCAGCCGUCGUGUAACAAAACCAUCUUUCAUUGCGGUGGCUGUUGCCAUAGCUGCCUCGCUCAGUGGAACCAGCUAGCUCUUGGACCUCUUGCUUCCUAACAAUGCAUAAAGGUGUCUACUCUUGGAGUAUGUUGUAUUUAAAGGUUGUGAGUUCUAGUGUGUCACUGAAGACAGGGAACCCGUGAUUGAGCAGUUCA
This is a messenger RNA of Pelodiscus sinensis (Chinese soft-shelled turtle), 1512 nucleotides long. The record is from RefSeq and is a predicted model, not a curated record. Lineage: Eukaryota; Metazoa; Chordata; Testudines; Trionychidae.